This is a messenger RNA of Penicillium roqueforti, 354 nucleotides long. RefSeq lists its product as uncharacterized. NCBI's taxonomy places the organism in Eukaryota, Fungi, Ascomycota, Eurotiomycetes, Eurotiales, Aspergillaceae. The record is from RefSeq and is a predicted model, not a curated record. The coding region runs from base 1 to 354 and encodes 117 amino acids. The transcript has a single exon.
AUGGCCCAAAAUGAGGAUAUCAACCCACGCCCAUUCAACCCCCGCCCAUUCUGUCCCGAUCCCCUAGUCAUCGAGCCUCAGCAACGUAUUAAGCAGCUUAGAGAAUACCUGGAAGAUCCGGCUCCCAAAAUGCAACGCCACAGAACUAACAUUCAAGGACUCAUCCGAAUGUAUGAGACUGGGGAACUCGGGCCCCUUGUCUUUCCUGGUCAGGAGACGAUCUGGAUCUGUGAGGGGAAGAUCAUGGAUCCGCCGCCUCGCCUUGAUGACCUUGUGCACAUUAUUCCACAUUCUGCCGUAUGGGCCGAGGACAGUCUCUACCUUCUACCUUCGCUACAUUUUAAUAAUUCCUAA